Molecule: messenger RNA, 972 nt
Organism: Durio zibethinus
Lineage: Eukaryota; Viridiplantae; Streptophyta; Magnoliopsida; Malvales; Malvaceae
Product: protein MOTHER of FT and TFL1-like
Source: RefSeq, a predicted model, not a curated record
UUAGACCCAAAGGAAAAUUUCCAAAACUAUAAAUUGAUCAAUUCAUCAAAGACAAAAUAGAGGCCUAGUCCAGGACGCUAUGAGUCGGUCCGUGGAGCCACUGAUCGUGGGCGGAGUGAUCGGAGACGUGCUCGACAUGUUCACUCCUGCGACAGAGUUCACUGUCCAUUACGGCACCAAGCAGGUCACUAAUGGCUGUGACAUCAAGCCAUCUGCUGCUGCUGAUAAACCUCAUCUCCAAAUUCUUGGUCCUCCCCUCUCUUCCAGUUUAUAUACUCUCGUUAUGGUUGAUCCUGAUGCUCCAAAUCCAAGUGAACCAAGACUGAGGGAGUUGCUCCACUGGAUUGUUGUAGAUAUUCCUCAUGGACAUGAUGCUACCAAAGGAAGAGAGUUGGUGGCUUACAUGGGACCCCGCCCAACUAUAGGAAUUCACCGGUAUAUUUUGGCACUCUUUAAGCAGGAAGGAGCAAUGGGGGGAGGGAGUCAACUUCCGGAUGGCCGUGCCAACUUCAGUACUCGCCAAUUUGCUGCUCAAAACAGGCUGGGGCUUCCAGUUGCUGCAGUGUAUUUCAAUUCACAGAAGGAACCAGCAAUGAAGAAGCGCUAGCUGAUACUUAAAGAGUUCAAUAUUUGGUAGAUUUUGUGAUACAAACAUUCAAUACAAGGAUAUAGAAUAGAUUGAUAGGGUGAUGGAGAUGCAUGGAUGUUUGUUGUCUGUCUGUCUGUCUGGCUGGCUGUCUGUGUAUAUAAUUUUCAUUAAUUUUGUCUGAAUUUCAUCGAAGGUCAGAACACUGAAUCAUGAAGUAGAGAAAUUGUUGGAUUGGAUGUGUGUAAGAUAAGCCAAUGUUUCUAUGUAGGGCAAAACCUUAACCAACGACUUGAACUGAAACAAGUUAAGUUUGAACUUGACACCACAAAUUGGUUAAGAUUAUAUUUAUUUUUGAAUUUUACUCAUUAAAAUUAAAAAUUCAA